Molecule: messenger RNA, 1528 nt
Organism: Diospyros lotus (date-plum)
Lineage: Eukaryota; Viridiplantae; Streptophyta; Magnoliopsida; Ericales; Ebenaceae
Product: homeobox-leucine zipper protein HOX11-like
Exons: 4
Coding region: 76-1146 (356 amino acids)
Biological process (GO): regulation of DNA-templated transcription
Cellular component (GO): nucleus
Molecular function (GO): DNA-binding transcription factor activity, RNA polymerase II-specific; sequence-specific DNA binding
Source: RefSeq, a predicted model, not a curated record
UUUAUAAAGACUCUUUCCAGUGUUUUCAAUACAAAUCGUCCUCUCUCUUUCUUUUUUCUGCUUUGCUUAUGAGAGAUGGAGCUGGGUUUGAGCUUGGGAGAAUCGUCCAGGCCGCCGUUUGGGUUCCUGGCAAAGGAUCGAGGCGUAAGAGCCACCGGCAACGGCGGCCUGGGUCUGGCCCUGGGCUUCAGCUCCAACGGAAAACAACCUGAGAGCGGGCAAGCAAGCGGUGUACGCGAUGAUGGCGAUAAAUCAGAAGAAGCCACAAAGAGAGGCUCAAGAAAUGGCGAUCAUCAUCACCACCCUCUCCAGCUUGAUCUCCUCCCUCUCGCUCCUGUUUCUCGCCACAGUUCUUCCCAUCAACCGGGGCUGUCUUGGCCUUCCGAUAAUGGGAGUUCGGAAGGGGGUUCAUCGGGGAUGAGGGGCCUGGACGUGAAUAGGCUUCCGCCGCCGCCGCCGCAGGAUCCGGAGGAUGGGGCGGCGGUGUCUUCACCCAACAGCGUGGCGUCGUCGUUUCGGAUGGAUUUCUGCAUGUAUAGAGGCGCCGGCGGGAGCGCCGGAGCCGGAAGCAAGAGGGACUCGGAAGCCGCCGGCAACGACAGCACAGAGGGCGAGAGAGUGGGCUGCAGAAACAGCGAUGACGACGACAACGGCCUCACCCGCAAGAAGCUCCGACUCUCCAAGGAGCAAUCUGCUUAUCUUGAAGAGAGCUUCAAAGAACAUAGUACCCUUAAUCCCAAGCAAAAGAUUGCGCUUGCAAAACAGCUUAAUCUUCGUCCACGCCAAGUGGAGGUCUGGUUUCAGAAUAGAAGAGCAAGGACGAAGUUGAAGCAAACGGAGGUGGAUUGCGAGUACUUGAAGAGAUGCUGCGAGACGCUAACAGAAGAGAACAGAAGGCUCCACAAAGAGCUCCAAGAACUAAGGGCUCUGAAAACUUCAACCCCAUUUUACAUGCAGCUUCCGGCUACCACCCUCACCAUGUGCCCCUCCUGCGAGCGCGUCGCCACCACCACCACCACCACUACCACCUCCGCCACAGCCGCAGCGAACUCCGGCGAUCCAUCUCCCAAAGCUGCUGGCCCUUUUCCUCUCUCCCGGCCCAGGUUCUACCCUUUCUCUCAACCUCACCAAUCUGCAGCUUCGUAAAAGAGGCAAGACAUGUUGCCAUGGAUAGAGGUGUAAAUAUACUGGAAAGCCGAAAGCUUUGACUGGUUUUGCUCCAGAUCGAUCAUGGUUGGUAGAUAAAGGUUUUGACAAUGAUAUAGGGCUUGUUUGAGGAUGGUUUGUGAGUUUCUGAAUCCUUAAUUAUUCCCCCUUCUCUGUGAAUCUGGCAAGGGAUACACUUUAGAUGUCAAAAAAAGAACAGAUAUCAAGUAGUAGAAGAGAUCAGUUCAAAGUUCCCCCUCAUUUUCCUUCGUUUUCUUGGGAAGUAAAGAAAAGCCGGGGAAGCAGAAGAAAAUACAGAACCAACAACUUUUGUAUCUUUUAAUCGAUAUUAUUAUUGUUAAUUGUUAUUGUGUUUAAUUAA